This is a messenger RNA of Fundulus heteroclitus (mummichog), 1306 nucleotides long. RefSeq lists its product as uncharacterized. The coding region runs from base 123 to 1220 and encodes 365 amino acids. The record is from RefSeq and is a predicted model, not a curated record. NCBI's taxonomy places the organism in Eukaryota, Metazoa, Chordata, Actinopteri, Cyprinodontiformes, Fundulidae. The transcript has 7 exons. Gene Ontology annotation, biological process: DNA integration.
UGUGCAGUUUACUUAGACUUCAAGUGGAGACUGAAGAACCUCUAUGUUGUGAGGUAGAGGUAGUGCAUGGUGCGAAAGGACGACCUAAAUUCUGCAUUCAGAAGGAAAAGCUGCAAGACCUGAUGGAGACCCAGUUGCCAAUCCCAUGUAUUGCACAGUUAUUAGGAGUAAGCGAGCGUACAAUAUUUCGACGCUUGAUGGAGUUUGGAAUUUCUGUGAGAGGCUCCUACAGCUCAAUGCCAGAUGAGGAGCUCGAUAAUGUAGUGAGGAGCAUCAAAGCUCAGAUGCCUCAUCUUGGCUACAGGCUUGUAAUGGGAAGACUUAGGUCUUUAGGUCACCGGAUACAGUGGAGCAGGGUAAAAGCAUCUAUGCACCGAGUGGAUGGCACGGGGGCUCUUUCUCGACUAACACAGUUAGGAUGUGUUGUGAGAAGAAGUUAUUCAGUAAGAGCACCACUUUCACUUGUUCAUGUGGACACAAACCACAAACUCAUAAGGUUCAACAUAGUCAUUUUUGGGGGCAUUGAUGGCUUUUCCAGAAAGGUUAUGUACCUAGAAGCUGCCAACAACAACAAGGCAUCGACAGCCUUCAAGUUUUUUCUGUCUUCAUGUGAGAAAAAUGGUUUGCCUUCCAGGGUCAGAGGUGAUCAAGGUGUGGAGAACCUAGAUAUUGCACAGUUCAUGUUUACUGUGCAAGGAACUGAUAGAGGAAGUUUCAUCUCUGGUAAGAGUGUCCACAAUCAGAGGAUUGAGAGAUUGUGGCGGGAUGUAUGGAUGGCUGUAACAAAAAACUAUUAUGAGAUCCUGCACAGUCUGGAAGAGGAUGGGCUACUAGACAUCUCAAAUACAUUGCACAUCUUCCUGCUGCACUUUGUUUUCCUUCCCCGGCUUCACAGAGACCUCCAAACUUUUACUGAGGGUUGGAACAAUCACCCUCUACGCACAGAGGGUAACAUGACUCCCCAUCAGUUGUGGGACUUAGGACUGCUACACAGCAGAACAAAUGAGGAUGUAAAUGAACAUCCAGACCUCAACAUAGAUUGGGAGAGUGCUCUACACCAUGUUGAGACUGAUGAGCAAACCGGGCUGGGUGUUCCUGAAUUUCCCUCUCCUCUAAAUGACCACGAAAUGAGAGAGCUUCAAGCCAUUGUGGAUCCCACAGCCCCUUCUGAAUCUUAUGGUCGAGACAUAUUCUGUCGCUGUAUUCAGAUCUUCCAGUAAAAACAAUAACAGGAAUAUGGGCCUGUCCUGUAAUCCACUGCAAGAAGGCGCUUGGAGACAGGGAUGAGCCAUUCUCAGAACUCAAA